Messenger RNA from Dichomitus squalens LYAD-421 SS1, 1752 nucleotides. Its product is annotated as iron reductase. The coding region runs from base 1 to 1752 and encodes 583 amino acids. Gene Ontology annotation, biological process: iron ion transport; copper ion import; intracellular iron ion homeostasis. Gene Ontology annotation, cellular component: plasma membrane. The record is from RefSeq and is a predicted model, not a curated record. The transcript is spliced from 7 exons. Gene Ontology annotation, molecular function: ferric-chelate reductase activity. Lineage: Eukaryota; Fungi; Basidiomycota; Agaricomycetes; Polyporales; Polyporaceae.
AUGCAGUGGAAACCAACCUCGUCUCUCGACAGGCAGUAUUCUCCCGAGCCACCACCUGCUAUCGUCCGCCGUGCAGGCCCGCAAGACCUUGACGCUUCCGUCGUGUUCUGGGCCGACAUCGUUAUCAUCUGCGUUGCGGGAGCGUUCUUCCUCUUCACCCUCCCCCGCGCUGUCGCGAGGUUCGGCCCUGGCGGUGGCUGGCUAGAUGGUCAUUUCUUCCGCGGCAUCACUCCGUCCUCUGCAGUGUCCGAGAAGGCUGUCCAAGUCCGGAAUCCUUUGCACAUGAGAGCAUGGCAGGCGCGAUUCCCGGGUGCGAUGCGCAUCCUCCGAUAUCCUAUGAUUGGGCGCAUUCACACCGGCGGAGUCGCCAUCUGCGCACUGUACUUCGGGCUACUGCUCUUCGCGGCUCUGUACAAGAGUUCGAUCUUCAAGGAUCCUCAGCGUGCGGGUCUGGUCGCGGCGUCGCAGAUCCCGAUCGUGUAUGUAUUAGCGACGAAGAAUAACGUAUUGAGUGUUGCGUGGGGAACCGCGUAUGAUAAGUUGAACUACCUUCACCGUUUUGCUGGGCGACUCCUUGUGCUUGCUGCGAACGUUCACGCUAUAGGUUAUAUCUACUUGUGGACGAGGGAGCGUCGCUGGUUGAGGACCAUCGCCCAGCCACAAUAUGCUUGGGGCCUCACGGCACUCAUUCUUCUCGACAUUCUCCUUCUCUUCUCUCUCGCGUGGUUCCGCCAGAAGUUUUACAAUAUGUUCAUAUUCACUCACGUCAUUGCCUCCAUCGUCUUCCUCGUCGCGGUAAGCCUACACAUGAGCCAGGCUGUCCCAUAUGUCAUCGCCGGGGCAGUCUUCUACGGCGUCGACCGUAUCGUGCGCCUCCUGAAAACGCGUAUAGCCACGGCGACUGUGACGACGUUGCCCGAAAUAUGUAUGACCGAGCUGACCAUACCCAGCAUCAACGGCGGCUGGCGAGCGGGUCAACACGUCCGCGUUCACAUCCUUUCCAUGGGCAUGGGCUUCUAUGGCUGGCUGGAGAGUCACCCAUACACUAUCGCAUCCGCACCUACAGUGGCGCAUGGUGCCCCGGAGGGUCUUGUACUCUUGUCGAAGAAUUGCGGGAGAUGGACCAAGGCUCUGCAUGCAAUCGCUGCGGCGAAUACAAAAGGAGUAGAAUCAGGAAGUCAUGUGAAAGUGCUCAUCCAAGGCCCUUACGGCGGUCCUGGCUACACAUUGCCACACAGCUUAUCAGGUGCGAUGUACGUCGUCGGCGGCAGCGGCAUCUCGUAUGGUCUCGCGGGCGUCCAGGAGGUUCUACAGUACGCGCGAGCAGGAUCUAACACCGUUCGCAUAAUCGAGCUUGUGUGGUCCGUACACCACCCCGACUGCCUCACGCCUCUUCUGCCGACCUUCUCGUCGAUGCUCGCUCAGGCCCUCGCGUUGGACAUCAAACUCACCAUAUCCGUCUUCUACACGCGUGCAGUGACAUCUGACCACGAGUUCAAAGAGUACGCUCUUUCGCCCGGCCUCGCUCUCGAACCGGGUCGCCCUCCGGUAAACCACCUGGUCCACGACGUUGUCGGUCGUACAUUGCAUGCCAUCUCUGAUCGUGGGGAGCGCAGAGGCGUGUUUGUCGGGGCAUGCGGGCCUGGAAGUUUGGGUGAUGCUGUGAGGAAUGCAGUUAGCGACCUUGACGUCAAAGGGCAGUCGAACCUAGUUGGUGGCGUGGAGUUGCACGAAGAGAUUUUUUCCCUCUAA